Molecule: messenger RNA, 4049 nt
Organism: Camelina sativa (false flax)
Lineage: Eukaryota; Viridiplantae; Streptophyta; Magnoliopsida; Brassicales; Brassicaceae
Source: RefSeq, a predicted model, not a curated record
CUGUUUUGUGUGUGUAAGCAAAACUUUUAAGUCAAAAUUCGUAGGGACCAUUUCUGUCCGCUUUUGUCGCUGUUCUGUAGUACUUUGAUGAGAAAAACAAAUAAUUAGAAAUAUUCAAUUAUUAUCUUGUAACGAGUUGGGCUUAUGGGCCGGGCCUAGAUUAAUUAUUAACGAUGUGCAUAUAGUUAGUUAUGGAAAUGAUGAAAUUAAAAGAAAGAAUAAUUAAAAAAUAUAAAAAAGAAAGAAAGGUUUUGAAUACGGGAGCGAAGCAUAGGCGUAUAGGUGGGUUCUCUCAAAUCACGACAAGCCUCUCAAAAUUUUUUGCUCCUCCAUCCUCAUCGCCGGCGAUCGACGACGGUACAGGCUUCUACGUUCGGCGAGGCUGGUUUUCGUUUUCGCAUUUGAUACUUAUCGAGGCUUUCAGAUUAUUAGGAUCGAAACCUGAGGCGUGCCAGCCCUGUGGCAUUUUGGCUUUCGAUAUAUCAAGAACAGGAUUUGAAAAUUUUGGUGAACAGGCGAUUGAGAAAGCUAGGGUUCUAAUUCCUGAGGAUUUUUCCAGAGUGGAUUUGUUGUUUUUUUGGUUUAAUGUACAUUUUGGACUUGAGGGUUUGGGGAUUUUGAAAAUUAUUUCAAUUUUGAAGGGAUUCUAACUAGUAAGAAUGGGUUAGAUAGGAUUUAGGAAUGAUUGGAACGAGAUUCGAGUAAUGUUAAACGGUUUGGUUGAGAAUUAUGAUUCCAAUUCAAAAGGGGAUUAGCUCUUUGCAGCAGCUUCAUCAAUGGCUGAUUCCUUGAGAAUUAGUCUCUCUGAAAGAGACGUCGAACAGGCCAUUACGUCUCUUAAGAAAGGGUCGUACUUGCUGAAAUAUGGACGUAGAGGGAAGCCUAAGUUUUGUCCAUUCCAGCUCACAAGUGAUGAGUCUGCAUUAGUAUGGUACUCUGGGAAAGAAGAGAAGCAGAUUAAGCUGAAUCAAGUCCAGAGAAUUGUUCCUGGACAACGCACGGCUACAUUUAAGAGAUAUCCACGUCCUGAGAAAGAGUAUCAGUCAUUUUCGCUUAUAUGUCCCGACAGGUCCUUGGAUUUGAUAUGUAAAGACAAAGAUGAAGCAGAAGUUUGGGUUGUUGGUUUGAAGGCAUUGAUUACUCGUGUAAAAGUCUCUAAAUGGAAAAACACUAUUAAACCUGAGAUCACUUCCGCUGAAUGUCCAACCCCUCAUGCUCGAAGAGUGUCUCCCUUUGUAACAAUUCUUGAUCAAGUUAUUCAACCCUCUACUGAGACUUCUGCACCUAAUCGGUUGGGAAAAGUGUUUGCUGACAUUGUCUCAAUAACUGCACCCGCCAGUAACAAUCAGACAGAAGCCAAUGCCAACACCUUCUCUCCAUUUUCUCCAGCUCCUUCAAUUGUUGAAAAUUCAAAUUCACGGUUCUCGACCAGUGACCCAGUUCGGAUCAGUCUAUCUAGCGUUUUGAGCACCUCUAGCCAUGGUUCAUUUCACGAAGACUUUGAUGCCUUAGGUGAUGUUUUUGUCUGGGGUGAAGCUAUAUAUGAUGGUGUACUGAGCGGUACUGGAAAGUCACUGAACUCCACGACAGAGGAUGCCCUUUUACCGAAAGCAUUAGAGUCAACAAUUCUUGAUGCCCAAAACAUUGCAUGUGGUAGGUGUCAUGCGGUUUUAGUUACCAAACAAGGAGAGAUCUUCAGCUGGGGCGAGGGAGCAGGAGGAAAGCUAGGGCACGGCAUAGAAAAAGAUGCCCACCAACCAAAGUUUGUUAAUAGUGUCAGAGGAAUUGGUUUCAAAUCUGUAGCCUGUGGGGAUUUCCAUACAUGCGCUGUUACUCAAUCCGGUGAUCUUUACAGUUGGGGUGAUGGCACUCAUAAUGUCGAUUUGCUUGGGCACGGGAAUGAAUCCAGCUGCUGGAUUCCCAAGAGAGUGACUGGUGUCUUACAAGGAACUCAUGUAUCGUAUGUCGCUUGCGGUCCUUGGCAUACAGCAGUAGUUGCAUCAUCAGGCCAAUUGUUCACGUUUGGAGAUGGAUCUUUUGGUGCUCUAGGUCAUGGAGACCGGAGAAGCACAAGUGUGCCGCGUGAAGUUGAAAGCUUAAGUGGACUAAUGGUAGUGAAGGUUGCUUGUGGCGUUUGGCAUACAGCUGCAGUGGUAGAAGUGACUAAUGAAGCAUCUGAUGCAGAAGUUGGCUCUUCAUGCGGGCAAGUCUUCACAUGGGGGGACGGCGAAAAAGGCCAGCUUGGUCAUGGUGAUUAUGAUUCAAAACUAAUUCCCGAGUGUGUAGUCUCGUUGACGAAUGAAAAUAUCUACCAAGUUGCCUGCGGACAUAGUCUCACGGUUUGUCUUACAUCCACAGGACAUGUGUAUACAAUGGGUAGCACGGUUUAUGGCCAGCUGGGAAACCCUACGGCCAAGGGAAACUUUCCUGCACGUGUUGAAGGAGACAUAGUAGAGGCUUCUGUGGAGGAGAUUGCGUGUGGUUCUUAUCAUGUUGCAGUCUUGACAUGUAAAUCAGAAAUUUACACAUGGGGAAAGGGAUUAAAUGGCCAGUUAGGCCAAGGAAACGUUGAGAACAAAAUGGAACCAGCGGUUGUGGGAUUUCUGAAAGAAAAGCAAGUGAAGGCUAUAACAUGUGGAUCAAACUUUACUGCUGUGAUUUGUGUUCACAAAUGGGUACCUGGCUCUGAACAUUCUCUAUGUGCUGGUUGCCGCAAUCCCUUCACCUUUAGAAGAAAACGCCACAACUGUUACAACUGUGGUCUGGUAUUUUGUAAAGUAUGCAGCAGUAGGAAGUCUCUGAGAGCUGCUCUGGCACCUGAUAUGAACAAACCAUACAGAGUGUGUUACGGAUGUUUUACCAAGCUGAAAAAGUCUAGAGAAUCAUCUCCUUCUACGCCAACUUCACAGGCCAGAAACUUUUUGAACAUGCGGAAAUCAACAGAUGUUCCUGAAAGAGACAGCUUAACUCAAAGAUUCCUCUCAGUGCACUCCAGAAUAUCGUCUGCUGAUUCUUUAUUGCAUUACGGUGAAAGAAGGCACCACAGAAGAGACUUAAAAUCUGAAGCAAAUAACCGUAAUGUCUUCCCUUUCAUGAAUGGCAGUUUACAGCCUCUUAGUUCACCAUUAUCCAAAGGAUCAACAGCGUUGCCGAAAAUUCCCAAGGUUAAAAUUCCUGGUUCAGGAGUGAGCUCUCGCACAGCGUCUCCUGUUUCAGUAAAGUCAACUAGUCCACGUCGAUCUUAUGAAGUUGCAGCUGAGGAAUCUAAACAAAUAAAAGAAAGUUUUAGUCAAGAAAUGGCAGGUCUAAAGGAACAGGUAGAACAACUUAAUUUCAAAACCCACCAACUUGAAGAGGAACUCGAAAAAACUAGAAAGCAGUUGAAAGUGGUUACUGCAAUGGCAGCAGAUGAAGCAGAGGAAAACAGAUCUGCAAAGGAGGUUAUUAGAUCUCUGACCACUCAGAUGAAGGAAAUGGCUGAAAAACAAUCUCAACAGGAUGGUAUUAACACCAACUCAAAGCACACAGACAAAGAGACAUCAGGGACAUUAACUCAGACUAGUAGCCAAACACAUAUAAGAAGCAUGGUUUCUCAUGAUAGUCAAAAUAACCUAACAAGUAGGAGCUUAGCUAACGGGCAUAGGAAACACAGUGAGAAGCCAGAGAGAGUUGUGCAAGACGAACCAGGAGUGUAUUUAACAUUGUUGUCUUUACCUGGUGGUGGUAAUGAACUCAAGCGUGUCAGGUUCAGCCGGAAACAGUUUACCGAAGAACAAGCGGAGAAGUGGUGGGGUGAAAAUGGAGGUAAAGUGUGUGAACGCCACAACAUUCUAGUGUCUUAGGACUCAUGUGUCUUCCUACAGUAGAAAGAGAGACUAACAAAGAUAAAGAAAAGAUAGUGACAUAUAGAAUAAAAAGAGAAAACACAUUGAUGUAGAAUUUUUACUUGGAACAUGAUGUUUUUCUGAUGUUCAUAGAAAAAACUGUGUGAUGUAAAUUAUAUUUAAUUUACUCUUUUGUGAAUACAGUUUGUGUUGUUUGCUUAUGAU